Felis catus (domestic cat) is the source of this 486-nucleotide messenger RNA. RefSeq names its product small VCP/p97-interacting protein-like. The coding region runs from base 12 to 323 and encodes 103 amino acids. NCBI's taxonomy places the organism in Eukaryota, Metazoa, Chordata, Mammalia, Carnivora, Felidae. Gene Ontology annotation, cellular component: endoplasmic reticulum membrane. The transcript has a single exon. The record is from RefSeq and is a predicted model, not a curated record. Gene Ontology annotation, biological process: positive regulation of autophagy; negative regulation of retrograde protein transport, ER to cytosol; negative regulation of VCP-NPL4-UFD1 AAA ATPase complex assembly.
AAUGGAAUGUAAUGAGUUUUAAUAAAACUUCCCCAAGUUUUAUUAUGGUCAGGCAUGGGCCUAGUAUGGGAUCCCCAGCCACUUUUCAGGUGGGGCUGUGUUUUCCCUGUCCUGGGGAGUCUGCACCUCCCUGGUCAGAUCUGAAAGAAAAAAGAGCAAAGUUUGUAGAGGCUGCAGAGAGAAGACAGGAGGAGGCUGCAUGUUGGGAUAUUUUGGAUAUUCAGGCUAAGGAAGUAGAGAAAGAAAAAGAAAAAAACGUAGAAAAACAAAUGGCUGCAUCUGGGCCCCUAUCAGAAGGUGAACAUGGGUGGACAGUUUCAUAAGCAUAACAUGAGUGGAAAAGUCUACUGCUAAUAACAAAUAUCCGCUACCAAGUGGACCUCUUCAACUUAAUUUGUUCUCUUUGAAUAAAUGAAGAUUCAGACUUUGUAAUUUUAGUACAGUUAAAUGCAGACUUUGUAAUUUUAGUACAGUUAAAUGCAAUCA